ACACGGAAUAUAAACAUGCCGCUUACAGCAUUGACAGAAUCCAGAAUAUUCGUGGAAGUAGAACAGAGAACCAUGAAGGCCAUCGGCACUGCAAUAUGCAUGUUGGUACUGUUGGGGUACUACCCAGCUAUGGCAACACCUUUCGUCUUGACGCUGCAAUCAGCUAAGGCAACCUGCUCUAAUAUCGAUUUCAUAAAUAAAUUGGAUGUGAAGAUUGGGACAGACGGUCCUCUGACAACCCUCAAUGUUAAAUACGAUAUCGUCAAAGAGAUACCACAGGAUGCAAUGUGUAAGACAGACUUCUUCAAGAAAGAAGGAGACGAGUACAAGAAAUUGCCCCUCUCUUUAAUACCAGAAAACUGUUGCAAGGUCUUCGAAAAUGACAUAUACAAGAAAUCCAUGGAGAAGCAAAACGUUCCUAAGCAAUGCCCUCUGAAAGAGGGAAGUUACUCUUUGGAAAACUACACUCUAAACACAGACAAAUGGUCUGAAGAUGUUGAGCGCGGAGAAUACAAGGCUCAGUUCACGAUGGCUCAGCCUUCUGGAGAGUGCCUGUACGGACAAGAAACAGAAUGGAAGAUCGCAGACAAAGUAUAGAAUCGCCUUCUAAAGCGAACUACGUGGCUGGCAAUGCUUCGUAUCUAUUGAAAUAAACUCGAAUUGUGAAUUCA
Messenger RNA from Zootermopsis nevadensis, 671 nucleotides. RefSeq lists its product as uncharacterized. NCBI's taxonomy places the organism in Eukaryota, Metazoa, Arthropoda, Insecta, Blattodea, Termopsidae. The record is from RefSeq and is a predicted model, not a curated record.